This is a messenger RNA of Dipodomys ordii (Ord's kangaroo rat), 988 nucleotides long. RefSeq names its product HAUS augmin-like complex, subunit 1 (gene Haus1). The record is from RefSeq and is a predicted model, not a curated record. The transcript has 9 exons. NCBI's taxonomy places the organism in Eukaryota, Metazoa, Chordata, Mammalia, Rodentia, Heteromyidae. Gene Ontology annotation, cellular component: HAUS complex; cytosol. Gene Ontology annotation, biological process: centrosome cycle; spindle assembly. The coding region runs from base 74 to 910 and encodes 278 amino acids.
UGGGCGGGCCCUCCGAGCGCGCGGGCCGCUUCUCCCGCGAGGUGUGGUGCGUGGAGUGGCGGGAGCGGCCGCGAUGGAGGCGCCGGGCGAGAGAGAAGCGCAGGUUGCUGCAUGGUUGAAGAAAAUUUUUGGUGAUCAUCCUAUUCCACAGUAUGAAGUGAACCCAAGGACCACAGAGAUUUUGUAUCACCUUUCCAAACAUAACAAGAUCCGGGACAGGGAUGCCCAUCUGGUAAUAGAGGAUUUGAAACAGAAAGCAAGUGAAUAUGAAUCAGAAGCCAAGCAUCUUCAGGAAUUUCUCAUGGAGAGUGUGAAUUUCUCUCCUGCCAGUCUGUCUAGCACAGGGGCCAGGUAUCUGAAUGCUUUGGUUGACAGCGCUUUGGCCCUUGAAACAAAGGACACCUCACUGGCAAGUUUUAUUCCUGCAGUAAAUGAUUUGACCUCUGAUUUUUCUCGUACCAAAUCCAAAAAUGAAGAAAUCAAGCUUGAAUUGGGAAAACUUGAAAAAAAUCUGACUGCAACUUUAGUAUUAGAAAAAUGUCUACAAGAGGAUCUCAAGAAGGCAGAGCUACAUCUGUCUACUGAAAGGGCCAAAGUUGACAACCGUCUUCAGAACAUGGAUUUCCUAAAAGCAAAGUCAGAGGAGUUCAGAUGUGGAAUCAAAGCUGCAGAGGAGCAGCUGUCAGCUAGAGGCAUGGAUGCUUCUCUUUCUCAUCAGUCCCUAGUAGCACUGUCAGAGAACCUUGGGGAGUUAAAACGACAGACUGUACCUUUGAAGAAAAAAUUGGAGUCUUAUUUAGAUUUAAUGCCGAAUCCAUCUCUUGCUCAAGUGAAAAUUGAAGAAGCAAAGAGAGAAUUGGAUGCCAUUGAAGCUGAACUUACAAAGAAAGUAAACUUGAUGGAACUGUGACUAGAAAUAUGUAAACAGGCUGGGAUUGUGGCUUAGAGGUAGAGUGCUUACCUGGCAUGCAUGAAGCCCUGGGUUCGA